This is a messenger RNA of Gadus macrocephalus (Pacific cod), 1743 nucleotides long. It is a transcript of the gene musk, whose product is annotated as muscle, skeletal, receptor tyrosine kinase. Lineage: Eukaryota; Metazoa; Chordata; Actinopteri; Gadiformes; Gadidae. The transcript has 7 exons. The coding region runs from base 411 to 1331 and encodes 306 amino acids. The record is from RefSeq and is a predicted model, not a curated record.
ACACACACACACACACACACACACGCACACACACACACAUGCACACACACACACACACACACACACACACACACACACACACACACACACACACACACACACACAGAAACAUAGAACACUCUCUCUCUCUCUCUCUCUCUCUCUCUCUCCCUCUCUCUCUCGCUCUCUCGCUCUCUCACUCUCUUUACUGAGUGCAGUGACGGAAGGUUUUUAUCUCCUCAGGAUCAUAGCAGAGUUCUGGACUGAAACAAACUUCCUACAACCAGACAGAACCAGUUAGAACUAGCUAGAACCAUACAGAACCAGGUAGAACCAUACAGAACCAGACACAACUAUAGAUAACCAGUUUGAACCAGCUACAAAACGGACAUAACCAGUUAUAAACAGACAAAAAGAAAGAACCAGCUAGGAUGAAGACGAGAGGAAGUCUGAAUAUCUACUUCCUGUUGAUACUAGUGGACUGCGGCUACGCCAUUCAGAAAGCGCCUCGCAUCAUCACGCUACUGGAGACGGUGGACGUCCUAUUAGACCACAACGCCUCCUUUAUCUGUGAAGUGGAGUCCCGCCCCCCUGCGGACAUCACCUGGACCAGGAACAACCAGCCAAUCCUGUACUAUGACCACCGGUACUCCACCAGGGAGGGCGGUCAGAUGCUGCACAUCAGCCAGGCGAGGGAGGCCGACAACGGGGAGUUCUGCUGCAUCGCGUCCAACGGCAUCGGACAGCCUGCCCACAGCUGUGGAGCCCUGCAGCUCAAGAUGAGACCUCAGAUCAAACGUCCUCCCACCAACCUCACUCUCCUGCUGGAGUCCAAGGCCUUGUUGCCCUGUGUCACCCUGGGCAACCCAAAGCCUGACAUCACCUGGCUCAAAGACGAUGAGCUCGUCCAGGUGAGCAGCCGCGUGUCCAUCUUGGACUACGGCUCACUGAAGAUCCACAACCUGCAGAGGGAAGACGCUGGUCAGUACCGCUGCGUCGCCAGGAACAGCUUCGGCAUGGCCUUCUCCAAACCAGUCUCCAUACUGGUACAGGCUCCAGCCAGGAUCCUGCGGGUGCCAGAGGAGCAGCGUGUUGCGUACGGAGCCCUGGUGUCUCUGGAGUGUCACGCCACGGGGAACCCUGUCCCCUCCAUCAGCUGGCUGGAGAACGGAGACACGGUGUCAGGAGCCUCAGUAGAGGAGACGAUGGUGGGGGAGGUGGUGAUGUCAGUUGUCAAGGUAACGGUGACCAGACCAGCGCUCUACACAUGUCUGGCGACCAACAGACAUAACUCUGGAGCGAACACCGCCAAGGUCACCGCCAAGGUCACCGUCGCAGGUACCUGGACCUAGGAGGUCAUGAGGUUGUGUGCGAGGGUUCUUCUGUGUGUAUGUGAGUGUGAGUUUGUGCAUGUCUGUGUGUUAUGCGUGUGUGUGCACCCGUGUCUGUGUGUUGUGUGUGUGUGCACGUGUGUGAGUACGUCAGUGUGCGCGUGUGUGUGCAUGUGCUAGCCACCACUCCCAACUUAUUUCAAAGACACCACACCAUUAUAAAGUUAAAAGAAGCUAGGAGUCCUCAGGCUAAUAUGGGAAAACGUUAAGGCUUAACGCUAAUAUCCUUGAAGCCUUGCAUGUGCGCAAACAUAACACACAUAGCACACAUACAUACGACUCACACACCUUACAGAACUCUAACACGUGCGCGUACAACUUGUGCACGAACAAAAAUCGUACAUCCGCACUCUGCUUAUUCACCCACACUUGG